ACAGCGCGCGGGCGGGGCGGCCUCGUUCCGGACGGCGGCGGCGGGCGGGCGGGACGGCGGCCGGCCCGGGGAUGCCGCUCGGGGCGCCGCGGUCCUCGUGCCAGUGACCGCGCGCCGCAGCCAUGACGGUGGAGUUCGAGGAGUGCAUCAAGGACUCGCCGCGCUUCAGAGCCACGAUCGACGAGGUGGAGACAGAUGUGGUCGAGAUUGAGGCCAAGCUGGACAAGCUGGCCAAGCUAUGCAGCAGCAUGAUCGAGGCGGGCAAAGCCUAUGUCACGACCAACAGGCUCUUUGUCAGUGGCGUCCGGGACCUGUCCCAGCAGUGCCAGGGGGACACUGUCAUCUCGGAGUGUCUGCAGAGGUUUGGGGACAGCCUGCAGGAGAUGGUCAACUACCACAUGAUCCUAUUUGACCAGGCCCAGAGAUCCGUGCAACAGCCGCUGCAGAGCUUUGUGAAGGAGGAUGUCCGCAAGUUCAAGGAGACCAAGAAGCAGUUUGACCGAGUGCGCGAGGACAUGGAGCUGGCCCUGGUGCGCAAUGCGCAGGCCCCCCGGCACCGACCGCACGAGGUGGAGGAGGCCACGGGCGCACUGACCCUCACCCGCAAGUGUUUCCGCCACCUGGCCCUGGACUAUGUGCUUCAGAUCAACGUCCUGCAGGCCAAGAAGAAGUUCGAGAUCUUGGACUCGAUGCUGUCCUUCAUGCACGCGCAGAGCGGCUUCUUCCAGCAGGGCUAUGCUCUGCUGCACCAGCUGGAGCCCUACAUGAAGAAGCUGGCUGCUGAGCUGGACCAGCUGGUGAUUGACGCAGCGGUGGAGAAGCGAGACAUGGAGCACAAGCACGCGGCCAUCCAGCAGCGGACACUGCUGCAGGACUUCUCCUCCGAGGAGCCCAAGGCCGAGUUCGACGUGGACGCGCCCAGCGGGGUGGUCAUGGAAGGCUACCUCUUCAAGAGAGCCAGCAAUGCCUUCAAGACGUGGAACCGCCGCUGGUUCUCCAUCCAGAACAGUCAGCUGGUUUACCAGAAGAAGCUCAAGGACGUGUUGACGGUGGUGGUGGACGACCUGCGCCUGUGUUCCGUGAAGCCGUGCGAGGACAUUGAGCGGCGCUUCUGCUUCGAGGUGGUCUCACCCACCAAGAGCUGCAUGCUGCAGGCAGACUCGGAGAAGCUGCGGCAUGCCUGGGUGCGUGCCGUGCAGGCCAGCAUUGCUUCUGCCUACCGGGAGAGCCCAGACAGCUGCUUCAGCGAGCGGCUGGACCGCACUGCGUCGCCAUCCACCAGCAGCAUCGACUCUGCCACAGAUGCCCGGGAGCGCAGCAUCAAGGGCGAGAGUGUCCUGCAGCGCGUGCAGAGCGUGGCCGGCAACAGCCAGUGUGGGGACUGUGGGCAGCCGGACCCCCGCUGGGCCAGCAUCAAUCUGGGCGUGCUGCUCUGUAUCGAGUGCUCUGGCAUCCACAGGAGCUUGGGUGUCCACUGUUCCAAGGUGCGGUCCCUGACUCUGGACUCCUGGGAGCCCGAGUUGCUGAAGCUCAUGUGUGAGCUCGGCAACAGCACCGUGAAUGGGAUCUACGAGGCGCACUGCGAGGGCCCAGGUGGCAGGAAGCCCACAGCCAGCAGCCCCAGGCAGGACAAGGAGGCCUGGAUCAAGGACAAGUACGUGGAGAAGAAGUUUCUGCAGAAGCUGCCCUCAGCACCCACCCGGGAAGCCCCUCGGCGCUGGCGGGCCCAGACGUGCGGGCGCCAGCUCUGCUCCCCGCGUGCCCCUGCUGCGCGCCACAAAGCCCGGCUGGAGCCCGGCCUGCCCACGGUGGCCGCGCUGUCCUCAGCUGCCGCUGUGGAGCGCAGGUUCCGCAGGGAUUCCCUCUUCUGCCCGGAUGAGCUGGACUCGCUCUUCUCCUACUUUGACGCAGGGGCAGCAGCAGCCGGUCCCCGCAGUCUGAGCAGCGACAGUGGUCUUGGGGGCAGCUCCGACGGCAGCGCUGACGUCCUGGCCUUCGCAGGCUCCAUGGUAGACAGCGUCACUCUGCAGGAGGGUGCAGAGUCCGAAGAGUCAAGCGGGGAGGCUGAGGCUGACGGAGACGGUGAGACUGAGGCCUGGGCCCUGGCGGAUGUGCGUGAACUGCACCCAGGCCUGCUUGCACACCGGGCCGCACGCACCCGCGACCUCCCGGCACUGGCUGCGGCCCUGGCCCACGGGGCUGAGGUCAACUGGGCGGAUACGGAGGACGAGGGCAAGACCCCACUGGUGCAGGCCGUGCUGGGGGGCUCCUUGAUUGUGUGUGAAUUCCUCCUGCAAAACGGGGCAGACGUGAACCAAAGAGACAGCCGCGGCCGCGCCCCGCUGCACCACGCCACGCUGCUGGGCCGCACAGGCCAGGUGUGCCUGUUCCUCAAGAGGGGUGCCGACCAGCAUGCCGUCGACGAGGGCCAGCAGGACCCCCUGAGCAUCGCAGUGCAGGAAGCCAAUGCAGACAUCGUCACCCUGCUCCGUCUGGCCCGCAUGGCGGAGGAGAUGCGCGAGGCCGAGGCGGCCCCGGGCCAGCCGUGCGCCCUGGGCGGCUGCAGCCCCACGGAGCUCCAGUACCGCAGGUGCAUCCAGGAGUUCAUCGGGCUGCACCUGGAGGACAGCUAGGCUCGCCCCUGCCCUGCCCUGCCAUCCCCGGGGCUCGGGCCCUGGGCGGGGAGAGGGGUCGGAGCCCGAGCUUCUGAGUCUGGGUGCCCCGCCCCGGGGGCCGCGCGCCCUUACCUGGCCUCCGUGGCCUGGGCUCACGGCUCCAGGGCCACCCCGGAGGGCCUGUGUCACUCGUGACCCCACGUUUCCUGCCCCGGAACGCGGGUCUACUAGUCCGGCCCAUCCCGGACACCCCCAGAAGCCCUGGGGGCCACUGGGCAGACGGCCGCCACCCAGGGAAGGAACCAACCGCGUACCUCACUCAGUGACCGCGCCCAGGCCGGCUCCGGGACCUCAGCCCGACUGGACGCAGGCGUCCGAGGACCCAGCCGUCCUUCCCUGCCCUCCUGAGGCCCACAGCCGGGGACAGCCACCAUCGCUGGCUCUGCCUGCUGUGGGAGCCGCGACUCUGGCUUCCUUGCCCUCAGAUGGACUCUCCCCGAGCCCACCCAGGCCUGCUUUCCGCACCCCUUGUGCAGGGACCCGGGGCUGGGGCUGGUCCUCUCCUCGCUACGGGCCCUCGGUCCCGCCAAGCUCAGUGGGCUGGUCACUAUGCAAAGGCGGUCCGGCGUGCCAUGGGCGGCAAGGUGCACUGCGCUGCCCACCCCCUUGCCUGCUGGCUCCUCCCGCUUGCGCCCGGCCCAGCCCUCUGCCUGCAUGGGCCCCGCCUCCCGCCCCGCCCCGCCUGAGGAGUCAAUAAAUCACCGCCGGAUGCUUCA
Molecule: messenger RNA, 3391 nt
Organism: Sorex araneus (European shrew)
Lineage: Eukaryota; Metazoa; Chordata; Mammalia; Eulipotyphla; Soricidae
Gene: ACAP3
Product: ArfGAP with coiled-coil, ankyrin repeat and PH domains 3
Exons: 24
Coding region: 123-2633 (836 amino acids)
Cellular component (GO): cytoplasm
Molecular function (GO): protein binding; GTPase activator activity
Source: RefSeq, a predicted model, not a curated record